UAAAGGCCAUUGGUAAACAUUCUCGCCGCCGUUUGAAAUCCGGUAGCCGGCCAACCAAACGACGAGCGAACGAAACCCUUCCAAAUAAGGAAUCGAAACGAAAACUGCUGUCGAGAAAAUUCAAUCUCUCAAAUCGUUUUGACCUCCAAACGGAGGGGGAAGAACGCUCUAUCCACAGGCAUGGCUGGACGAAGUCAUCAGCCGAAUGCCUUGAAACGGCGCGAAGUUCCGUUGAGCCGAAGCCCGCCUGAUGAUCGUCGAUCCCAUCAUCGUCUUUCUCACUCAUCUUCCGUCGGCGCUUCUUCCAGGGCUCACCAGGCAAUCCUUCUCGAAGAUCGAAUAUCUGCUCAGCACCGAGAGAUUCAAACUCUCCUCUCUGACAACCAACGCCUUGCUGCCACUCACGUGGCGCUCAAGCAAGAGCUGGCCUCGGCUGAGCAAGAGCUCCGGCACUUAUCGGCCACUGCGGCUAAAGUCAAGGCCCAGAGAGACGCUGAGGUCAGGGAGGUUUAUGAAAAAUCGCUGAAGAUGGACGCCGAGGUUCGUGCGAUGGACGCUAUGAUGGCGGAGCUCGUUCAAAUGCGGGCGGAUAUACAGAAGCUGUGUUCCGUCAAGAAAGAGUUAACUGCCGAGUUGCAAGCUAUUCGCGACGACCUUACUAAAGCCUCCUCGGAGUCACAGCCAUUGCCGUCUAUUAAAGCUGAAAUCGAUAGAAUGCACCAUGAAAUUCAAAGAGGAAGGGCUGCUAUUGAAUAUGAGAAAAGAACACAAGCUAGUAAUCUUGAGCAGGCUGAGGCAAUGGAAAAGGGUAUGGUUUCCAUGUCUCAGGAAGUUGAAAAAUUGCGUGCUGAACUGGCCAAUGCAGAGAAGAGAGCAAGGGCUGCAGCAGCUGUAAUAAGUCCUUUUUCCGGUUAUGCUGCAGCUUAUGGCCAUCCAGACAUAAGAUAUGGCGGAAGCUCAUAUCCCCCUGACCCUUAUGGCAUGCAUCAGGUUCAGGGAGGAGCUGGCAUCGAUAUCGUUUCGCAAUACGCACGUGCACCACCGACACAUGGACCACCUUACAACAUACAACCAACACCGCCACAGCAUAUGCAAUGAAUGGGCAGAAUGAUGUGUGGACAUGUUUUGUGCUCGAUGAGGAGGAGGGUCUCAGUGUCUUAGAUUCCAUGAGAGUGGAAAGGCACUGUAAAUACUGCCGUGGAAGCUCUGUUUUUCCCUCGGAAAUUCCUUUCCUCCAGGGUCGCAGGAGAGGUUUGUCAGCCACUAUUAUGUACAUUUAACUUACUGUGACCCAUUGCAAUUCUGAAAGUUGUUCAAUAUCAUAGUUGGGCUAAGUUUUGACAUCCUCUUUUGAUUCACCCACAAAAUGAUAUUGCAAACAUCUUAUCCUCAUUAGAACCCAAUGUUCGAAUCUUAUAGUAAAAUAUGAAACAAACAAGGUAAUAGUACAUUAUUGCAUUUCUAUCCAA
This is a messenger RNA of Cucumis melo (muskmelon), 1469 nucleotides long. Its product is annotated as protein FLC EXPRESSOR. Lineage: Eukaryota; Viridiplantae; Streptophyta; Magnoliopsida; Cucurbitales; Cucurbitaceae. The transcript has 4 exons. The record is from RefSeq and is a predicted model, not a curated record. Bases 181 to 1098 code for a protein of 305 amino acids.